Molecule: messenger RNA, 1781 nt
Organism: Betta splendens (Siamese fighting fish)
Lineage: Eukaryota; Metazoa; Chordata; Actinopteri; Anabantiformes; Osphronemidae
Product: UDP-glucuronosyltransferase 2A1-like
Exons: 6
Coding region: 30-1631 (533 amino acids)
Molecular function (GO): UDP-glycosyltransferase activity
Source: RefSeq, a predicted model, not a curated record
AACAGCCAUGACCAGAACCCUCCUAAUAAAUGCAGAGAAUGCAGCUGCUCCUGUCUCUCGCCAUCUCUGUCCUGCUGCUUUGCCGUGCAAGCGAUGGCGGCCGCGUCCUGGUGUUUCCGGGUGAAUACAGCCACUGGUUGAACAUGAAAAGCAUCAUGGAGGAGCUGGUGAGGAGGAACCACUCUGUCACUGUUUUGGUCCCUGCUGCGUCACCUUCCAUCAACUACAACAGCAGCCGUGAAGCAGCCAAGUUCAGCUUCCUGGUGUUUGAGGUCCCGUUCAGCAGAGUCCAAUUUCAUGGCAUCUUUCAGGAGUUUAUCCACUUCUCCAUGUACGAGUCGCAUCUCCUGUCUCCGCUGCAGAGGUUCUGGUGGACCUGUGAUUGGAUGCAGCGAAUGGCUGACUUCUGGAGACUACAAUGUGACUCGAUGCUAAAGAACGAGCGGCUAAUGAGGACUUUGCGUGAUACCAAGUUUGAUGUGGUGCUGCUUGACCCAAUGGUGGUUUGUGGCGACCUAGUGGCUGACGUGCUUGGCCUUCCGUUCAUCCUCUCGCUGCGCUUCUCCUUCGGUAAUGUCCUGGAGAGACACUGUGGCCACGCCUCUGCACCGCCCUCCUACGUCCCCGCGGUCCCGCUGCCGUACAGCGACCGCAUGACCUUCAUGGAGAGACUGAUCAACUCGGUAAUGUACGUUGGCACGUCACUGGUGAGCGAGGUGGUCUGGAAACUGACACUAGAUCGCUACUACAGCGAGAUCAAAGGAAGUCCUAGUGGUGUCUGCGAGAGUUUGGGAAAGGCCAAAAUAUGGCUCAUUAGGACGUUCUGGGACCUGGAGACGCCACGACCAAUUCCGCCCAACUUCCAGUACGUAGGGGGGCUGCAUUGCAAACCGGCCGCCAAACUACCUGAGGAGCUUGAGGCAUUUGUGCAGAGUUCAGGGGAAGCUGGUGUGGUGGUGGUCACCUUCGGCUCCAUGGUAACCAAUCUUACGACAGAGCGAGCCAAUGUCAUCGCUGCAGCCUUAGGACGGAUCCCACAAAAGGUGAUCUGGAAGUACAGCGGAGAAGCUCCUGCAACUGUAGCAGCAAACACAAAACUAAGUGACUGGAUUCCUCAGAACGACCUGCUGGGUCACCCUAAGACUAGAGCCUUUGUGACUCAUGGCGGCACCAACGGUUUGUACGAGGCAGUGUACCACGGCGUGCCUCUGGUGGGCAUCCCACUGUUCGGCGAUCAGUCCGACAACCUCUCCCGUCUGAGCCGCCGCGGCGCCGCCAUUGUCCUUGACUUCAACCACUUGACAGUUGAUGAGCUGACGGAGGCUCUACAAGCCAUAAGCAACCAACCGACCUACAGAUCCAGGAUGCAGCAUCUGUCGGCUCUGCACCACGACCGUCCCGAGUCGCCACUGAGCACCGCACUCUUCUGGGUGGAGUUUGUGAUGCGAAAUGGCAAAGCAGAUCACCUGCGGCUGGCAUCACGUGACCUUAACUGGUUCCAGUAUCACAGUCUGGACACUGUGUCCGUCCUAGUGGCUGUUUUAAUGGCCGGCAGCGCCAUCUGCUGGAGCGUCAUUCACCAUUUGCUGCAAAUCUGCCAACAACCAGGAAGACGUGGGAAAACCGACUGAAGCUUUAAUGGCCAUAAUAAAGGGUCAAUUUGCUAAAUUGACAUAUCAGCAGGGUCAUGAUCUCCCGUGUCUACAUGAGUUUUCUACCAGUCAGGGUAAUAGAGGAGCUGCAGAUGUGAGGAAAACUUAUGCUGAUGUAUGCUUUGUUUA